CUUCGUUGUUCUGCAGCGGCUGCUUCUCCAUUGCAGGAGGUUGAAUCAGAGAAGAAGAAAAAAAAUGGCAACGCCACAAGUGAAGACUGGUUUGUUCGUUGGAUUGAACAAAGGACACGUCGUCACCAGACGCGAAUUGGCUCCUCGUCCUAACUCUCGUAAAGGGAAAACGAGCAAGAGGACAUUGUUUAUCAGAUCGCUGAUAAGGGAGGUUGCUGGAUUUGCUCCUUACGAGAAGAGAAUCACUGAGCUUCUCAAGGUUGGUAAAGACAAGAGGGCACUUAAGGUUGCUAAGAGGAAGUUGGGUACCCACAAGAGAGCCAAGAGGAAGAGAGAGGAGAUGUCUGGUGUUCUCCGCAAGAUGAGGUCUGGUGGUGGUGGUGUUACUGAGAAGAAGAAGUAAACGUCAUCAUAGUCUUCUGUUUUAUGGGAACUUUGUUAUUUUUGAAACUCGUUAAGUUUUGGUUCGCUCUUGCAAAUCAGCUUUAUGCCCGAAAACAUUUGUGUUGUGUCUUGUUAGGAAUGUGGAUUAAUUCUGUUCUGUUCUGUUUUCUCAUUAAGCUUUUUAAACUUUCGACUUUAAUCCCCAUGUUUUAUUCCUCUUUGUUCCGUUUUACUCAUAAUCAUAGUAAGGCCUAAUAAUCGUAGCCCAAUUCGACUUUGUGGCAUUGAGCUACGAAAAUCAAAUUUAGUUUGGGCCUCUUCAUGCUCGCUCCUUUGUAGAAUAUGAACUUCUAAAUAUGUUAUUGGGAACUUUUGAUUUCAAUAGAUGUGACUCUUCACUUGGAUAAUGGAUG
Molecule: messenger RNA, 797 nt
Organism: Thlaspi arvense
Lineage: Eukaryota; Viridiplantae; Streptophyta; Magnoliopsida; Brassicales; Brassicaceae
Source: the annotation of a GenBank genome assembly